This is a messenger RNA of Penicillium soppii, 507 nucleotides long. RefSeq names its product DUF1993 domain-containing protein. The transcript has a single exon. Lineage: Eukaryota; Fungi; Ascomycota; Eurotiomycetes; Eurotiales; Aspergillaceae. The coding region runs from base 1 to 507 and encodes 168 amino acids. The record is from RefSeq and is a predicted model, not a curated record.
AUGGUGUACACCCUUUAUGAGGGCUUUGUUCUCCAGGCAAAGCGGGGUUUGACUACACUUUCGCAUAUUCUCCGCAAAGCCGAGCAGCAGCCCAACGCUUCCAGUCUCCCGUCCUGUCGACUACACAAUGACAUGAAAUCACUUAGUUAUCAAGUGUUCGCGGCAACUACGCAAACACUGCUAGUUCUAGCUAAGCUGACGGCCGAAUCACUCCCUACCGAAGACACGAGCAAAGAUGUUAUCUAUACAUUUGCGGAAAUGCACGGGCGCAUCGACAGGGUGCUCCAGGCCCUAGACGCGGUUGAUAAAGACCUCAUCCUCGAAAAUUGCGAGGCUGUCACGCCCACGCCUCUGGGAGCGAAUAUAUUACCCCUGUCUGGGAUUACGUACGCGUGCAUUAUGCAGGCAAAUAUCUUCUUCCAUGUUACUACUGCCUAUGGCAUCUUGCGCAAGGAGGGCGUGCCUCUAGGCAAGGUGGAUUAUAUUUUACCUUUUGCGACUUCCUAA